Molecule: messenger RNA, 1609 nt
Organism: Paramacrobiotus metropolitanus
Lineage: Eukaryota; Metazoa; Tardigrada; Eutardigrada; Parachela; Macrobiotidae
Exons: 3
Coding region: 711-1328 (205 amino acids)
Source: RefSeq, a predicted model, not a curated record
GACGGCUUGGAUUUACUGCUGCCCAUCUCGUGUGCUUCACUGCUGCUCGGCCGCUUCAUCCCCACCGCAUCCUUCAACAGAUCCGCCACGCGAUCGCCCGUCUGGUUGAUGAAAUCCCCCACGCUGCUGGCGGUCUCUGUUACGAAUUUCUCAAAGGAUUCCCCAGCGGAUGAUGACAUAGUCCACAGAAAAUUACCACGUUACAAGUUAUCCACUCAUUCAGCGAAAAACAUGAAGCGCAUUCGCAAUUAACAAUCCGAAAAGUACAGCAGAAAGACUGCAAAACCUGCUGAAAGAAAAACUCAGUAGAAAUUUGUCGAAAUUUCAUGUCUGAUCCUGCAUGACUCACCAGCAGCCCAACUGGCGUUAUCGGCGGUUGGUAUUGCGACAGACCUGGAUUUUGUACAACAGCCUUCUCCUCGUUCUGAUUAACUUUUUUUGCCAUGGGCCCAUGAUGUUCAUUUUCCAUUGAAUUCCACUGGUGCCUUUUAAUUUCCACUGCGGUCCUUUAAUUCUCGUUUGUUUUCUGCGCUGAUGUCGUAAUUUGCCAUUAUUUGCGCCCACUGCGACGUGCUGCUGCGAUCGUCUUUCACAGAAUAGAGAAUUUACUCGAUUAUCCGCACCGUGCUGCGCACUAGUUUGCAGGGUUCCCUGGGAGUGGGAGCGACUCGACGCGACGCAAUUCCCCCAUCCCGCCAUAUCCUUCCACAAUGACUUCGUUUCCCCGGGCUCCGAUGAAGCGUACCUUCGAUAAGCCAGGCAACGACGUCCCCGGUCCAGGCGCGUACGACCCGGAUAACGGCUCUAAACGCGCUGCCUGCCGAAAACUGCCCCGCCGCGUCUCACUCUCCACCUCGCAUGAAACUCUGGCGCGCUUGCCACCACUCAACAAGAACACGGCCGGAGCGAAUGGUGGAGAGUCCGGGGCGCCGACCGUGGGGCGUGGCGACGGUGUGGGCCGGGACAUUGCGGAGGCGGAUGGAAAGGCCGGCGGGCAGUACGACGCGGUGCGCGCCCUGGUCGAGCAGCCGGAUGGCGAUGUGGCGGCGCUGAAGGGGGCGCUGCGCGCCCGUGACCAGGUGAUUGCCGAGCUGCGCCGCCAGUUGACCGAGGAGAAGGCGAAGCGGGAUGAAUGUGCCGGGCGGGAGCAGCGCCUGCAGGCCGACAUGGAAUCCAUGCUGAGCCAUCGGGAGGAUCGGGAUCGCGCGGUUGCAGUGCUGAUCCGCGAGGGCGAGGAUCUGCGCGACAUGAUCGUGCAGCUGCGCGACGCUCUGGUGGCCAAGGUGUUUGGGCAGGGCCACGACGGAGCCGGAUAUCCGGAGGCGUGAGCGCGUUUCCCCAGGGGCGGCGGCCGGUUUUGUGGCCGGUUUGGUGUUUUUAUUUAUUUUUUUUUAGUUUAAAGAGUUUUAUCAGUUUUACCGGUGAAAAGGUUGUCCCGGGUUUUUUGUGCCAAAGAUUUUUUGUGUGAUGUUUUGAUGAGGCAGUAUUACGGAUGGAAUGCAAGAAUUUAAAAGUAUUUCCCGUUGUUGGAUGUGCUCGUUCAGCAUCUCUUUCAUGCAGUCUGUAAAUUAUGGAAACAAUUAGGAAAUUUGCAAAUUCAUUUUGAAUC